Aspergillus saccharolyticus JOP 1030-1 is the source of this 2267-nucleotide messenger RNA. Its product is annotated as WD40 repeat domain-containing protein. NCBI's taxonomy places the organism in Eukaryota, Fungi, Ascomycota, Eurotiomycetes, Eurotiales, Aspergillaceae. The transcript is spliced from 5 exons. The record is from RefSeq and is a predicted model, not a curated record. Gene Ontology annotation, cellular component: Set3 complex. Gene Ontology annotation, molecular function: protein binding; transcription corepressor activity. Gene Ontology annotation, biological process: regulation of transcription by RNA polymerase II. Bases 1 to 1896 code for a protein of 631 amino acids.
AUGGCACACCCUGAUCUUACAUCACAUCAUGUCAAUUACCUAAUAUGGAGAUAUCUCCAAGAAUCAGGACAUGGCGAGGCCGCAAUCCAACUGCAACGCGCGUGGAAUCAUGACCCGCAGAGUUUGCCAUUCGCCCCAUACAUCAAAACCCAUGCUCUUGUCUCCUUAGUACAAAAGGGUCUACAGUAUUACGAACUGGAACAUUCGAUUGAUCGGGAAGGAAAUGCUACAUCAUUCACGCCAUCAAGUUAUUUCUUCGGGCCAGCUCCAUUGGAGCAGGAGACGUCAAAAGUGCAACAUGGCCCCGGGGAGGUAGCGGUUGGCACAGACCAGGCGCCUGUCUCGCCCGCGAGCAAAGUUGUUGCGCGCGAAGGCGGCGACAGCGUGACCAACGGUCAUUUGACGGCCGAGGCUGCCGCCGCCGCCCAGCCCACCCCUACUAACGUCAAGAAAACCCGCAAAAGCGACCGCUCAGAAGCUAAUGGAGACGAGGGGCCGAUGGAAGUAGAUUCCAAUGGCGUCACACAUCCAGAGGUCAAAGCUGCAGCGGCCGUCGAAAAUUUGCCAUUCACAGCCGAAGUCACCGUGGAUGGAGAUGGCGAUGUGAGCAUGGUGGGCAUUCGACCGGAAUUGCAGGACCAGGAACCACCCGCACCACCACCACCGCCGCCGCCGCCAACCUUUACCCUGACAACCGGUCACAGCGUUGGCGUCCAGAUCACCCCCGCCAAGGCGGCCGACCUGGGACCCGACACCGCCUUGCUGGAGGUGGCUGGUGCUGAUCACGUGACGAGAACCCUGUGGCGUCCCAACGAUCCCACCGUGGUUGUUGCCGCGGGUGAUUCAUUCUGUACCCUAUGGCGAUUAUCGUCGACCGCGCCGCCCGUUCAGGAGAAGCUUAUCGAGAACAAUGGCGACCGUACCUGUGUCUCAGCAGUCUCGUGGGAACCUAAUGGGCACAAGCUCGCUGUAGCGACCUAUAAUGAUAUGAGAGGCUCGAUCACGAUGUAUGAUGUUUUCGGCAACGCCGUGGAUCUGCUCCCAGAGGUACCACGGAUGAUUACUGGCUUACAUUGGGCCGACAGUGGUUCGAAAUUGAUUGUGGUUGCUUCCGACAGUCGAAUAUCCGAACUCGCUCUGUGGGACGACUCCCUACGUCCGGACGAGUUCCCCUCCCCGCAGGUCAUAGAUGGAACUGUACUGGAUCUGUGCUGGCUAGGAAGCAGCCAAGUCUAUGCUUGCGGUCCUGGGACUGUCUAUCAGUGUGAUGUGGACUCGAGCGUGCAUAUCUCGAAGACUUUUGCCUCGAGCAACCCUGAGAGGGUGUGGUCUUUCAUCCGCUGUGCUAGCGUUGGCUCUUCACCCGUGGCUGUUGCCGCAUCCUCCGCCAGUGCCGCGCUUUGGGUACCGACCCACGAUUUGCACCUAGAGAAUGCCCAUGAAGGCGAAAUCACUGCAAUUGAAAUCAAGCCCAACAGAGAACAAUCAUCAGAUGCUCAAAAUCUUUUCGUGGCCUCAUCUUCAACGGACGAUACGGUGAAAGUCUGGCAGAUCAAUCUGGAGUCGAAACAUUUCGACUGCAUUCAUCAGCUCUCCCUUGGCCCAUCAUCGCCCGCUUUGGCUGCUAGUUUUUCACCCGAUAGCUACGCCCUUGCUGCUGCUAGCAAGGACAACUUGUUCAUUUGGAAUGCGCAACGGGGCGGAACCCCGAUGGCCGCUUGGAAAGCUCCAGCUAGUGAAGAGCGGAAAAGGAACCAUGAACCAAGUGGGCUUGUGAAUGGGCACAAUGGAACCACGGAGCCGGCCCCGGAUCGUUCUCUGGCGUGGGAUACAGACGGGAAAAGACUUGCUUUUGGAUUUGGUAACCAGUUGGCCAUUGUCAACUUACAGCGCUGAAUGAUCAAACGUCGUCGAAUGAGAGUCAACGCCACCAUAUUUCAGGAUAUUACGACAUCAUUUUUCAAGAAGAACACGGUCGAUGAACUUUCGACACAUACAGUGUCCAUCUACUUGAACGGUGUUGAAGGCAUACUGGGCUCAGGAACUAGCUGCAGCACCAUGCAUUUUCGCCUCAGACGAGCCUCCGUCUUUGCGCUCCUUGGUCCUCGGCAGGCCCCGAUGUACCAGGUGGAAGCGCAGUCCCGGGAAAGCACCUAUCACGUCUACAGAUUACAUCCUCACAGCUAUACUACAUAAUGAUAGUUUUUGAUUCGCUAAACACGUGGAUUAGAUAAACGGCGCAGGUUGGAUUUCAGGCAGCAAAAGCG